This is a messenger RNA of Vanessa atalanta (red admiral), 3444 nucleotides long. RefSeq lists its product as uncharacterized. Gene Ontology annotation, molecular function: DNA helicase activity. The record is from RefSeq and is a predicted model, not a curated record. Gene Ontology annotation, biological process: DNA repair; telomere maintenance. Lineage: Eukaryota; Metazoa; Arthropoda; Insecta; Lepidoptera; Nymphalidae. Bases 91 to 3444 code for a protein of 1117 amino acids. The transcript has 3 exons.
UACGAAAGCGAUCGUAUUUAAACAGAGUUUAUAUCCAAUAAAGCCAGCCACGCAUAAUCAAUCGAAGUGUUCUGCAUAAAUAACAGCAGUAUGCCUAAAAGAAAAUCUCAACUAUCUAAACACACAUCGAAGACAAGAGCGGCUAUUGUACGCCGAAAAAGAGAAACUUCCUCUGAGCAUGCACAGCGCCUUGCAAGAGAAAGGGAAUACAGAUUGCAAGCGCGUGCUAGAGAGUCUAGCACUGAAAGGUCUCAGCGACUGGCUGAUCAUAGACAGAAUAUGUCAAAAAUACGUGAUAGGGAGUCUAGCGCCGAACAUUCGCAGCGGCUUGCCAGCCAAAGAGCAAUUACCUCUGCAAGACGUGCAAGGGAGACUAGCACCGAAAGGUCUCAGCGACUGGAGAAGCAUAGGCAGAAAAUGGCAGAAAUACGUGCUAGGGAGUCUAGCACCGAACGUUCGCAGAGGCUUAUUGCGGCGUCACAGAGACAGCGAACAUCCAGAAUACGCAAUCGAAGUGCACCUCACAGUUAUAGAUCAGCUUUCAAUUAUGAUCCCAACAACGAUUAUGCUAUGCAGAGCACAGUAACAAUUGGAGCCAUGAGUAAAAUCUGUCGUAAGUGUUCUGCAAAAAAAUGGAGCGAUGAACCAAAUGGUAUGUGUUGUGCUGCAGGUAAAGUGAUGUUGCCUGAUAUUGAAGAGCCGCCACUUCCUCUAAAAAGUCUCUUGACAAGUGAUCAUCCGUAUUCUACGCAUUUUUUAAAGAAUAUACGUAAAUAUAAUACACUGUUUCAAAUGACGUCCUUCGGUGCCAAAGAAAUUCGCGAAGGAAACUUUAUGCCUACUUUUAAAAUAGAGGGUCAGAUUUAUCAUUUAAUUGGUAGUCUUCUUUCUACAAAAGGUCAAAGCCCGAAAUUUUUACAGACAUAUUUUAUUUCCGAUGCGGACCAACUUUCUUUGCGAUCUAACAUGAAUCCCACUUUAAAAACCGAUUUGAUCAAUGAUUUACAGACCAUGUUAAAUAGCCAUAACGAAUAUAUACGCAGUUUCAAAUACAAUUUAGAAAGCGCAUCGUUCUUGGACAACUUCAAAUUAAUAAUUUAUGCCGAUCGCACUCCACAAAAGCAACAUCAAGAAAGAUACGACUCCCCUACAACAAACGAAGUCGCCGUAUUGUUAGUAGACGAAGACAAAGGACCCCGAGAUAUAAUACUACAUAGUAAAGAUGACCAGCUAAAAAGAGUGUCUGAAUUGCAUCGCGCUUACGAUCCCUUGCAGUAUCCGUUGAUGUUUGUGAAAGGAGAAGAUGGCUAUUAUCUGACUAUACAGCAACAAGGUUCAACACAAAACAAAACAGUUUCCUGUAGGCAGUUCUAUGCAUACAGACUAAUGGUCAAAGAUAACCGUUUCAAUACUUUACAUCAUUAUCGAGAUUUACUCAGUCAAUACUGCGUUGACAUGAUGGCUAAAAUGAUAUCAGAAAGGUUGAAUUUUAUAUCCAGAAACCAACAAAAGUUAAGAGCUGAAGAUUAUAUACAUUUAAGAGAUGCUUUAAAUAGGGAUGCUAAUGUAAAUGCUGCAAAUAUUGGCCAACACAUUAUCUUGCCCUCAUCUUUCACGGGCUCGUCGCGAUACAUGCAUGAAAAAAUACAAGACGCUAUGACAUACGUACGAAAUUACGGAAGGCCUGACUUAUUUGUUACCUUCACUUGCAAUCCCGAGUGGGAAGAAAUAAAGCAAGAACUUUUUUCUGGGCAGCGACCUUUCGACCGACAUGACAUUAUAGCAAGGGUCUUUCGUUUAAAAAUGAAGAAGCUUAUUAAGCUAUGUACAAAAGAAGAAAUUUUCGGAACAGUCAAGUGUCAUAUUGCCAGUGUGGAGUGGCAAAAACGUGGUUUACCACACUGUCACAUGUUGUUUUGGCUAGAAAAUAAAAUACAACCUGACGAAAUUGACAAGAUUAUAGUAGCUGAGCUACCCAAUAAAGAUGAUGAUCCGGCAUUGUUUGACAUUGUGACCAAACACAUGGUACACGGACCAUGUGGGGAGCAAAAUCUUACAUUACCGUGUAUGAAAAAUGGCAUAUGUUCACAAAAAUAUCCACGCGCUUUUGUCACUGUUACCCAAACUGGAGAAGAUGGAUAUCCUGUUUAUCGGCGCCGAAAUCUUGAUAAAGGCGGUCAGGUAGCUACUAUCAGUAUUCGUAAUCGGACUGUUACUAUAGACAACACAUGGAUCGUCCCGUACUCUCCAAUUCUCUGUCGAACUUUUAACGCCCACAUAAACGUGGAAUACUGCAGUUCUGUUGAAGCUAUAACAUACAUUUGUAAGUAUAUGAAAAAAGGGUCGGAUCAAACAACUUUUGGCGUAAGAAAUGCUCAUGAUGAAGUUGAAAAUUAUUUAAAUGGACGGUACAUAAGUACAUCGGAAGCGGUAUGGAGAUUGUUGGAAUUUCCUAUACAUGACAGAUACCCUACUGUAUUGCAGUUAGCCAUACAUUUAGAAAACGGCCAAAGAGUAUAUUUUUCACCGGACAAUGUGCACGGAGUAGUGGAAAACCCACCAAAAACAACACUAACCGCAUACUUUGAUUUGUGCAAUUCCGAUAGCUUCGCAAAAACUUUACUUUAUCACGAAGUCAUCCACUAUUAUACCUGGGCUUCUAAUAAAUUUACCCGAAGAAAACGCGGAGAAGAUGUCACUGGGCAUCAAGGAAUAAGAAAAGAUACUGCUUUGGGAAGAGUAUACAGUGUACAUCCUUCUCAGUCAGAGUGUUUCUAUCUUAGAGUUUUGCUUCACCACGUACGUGGUCCCACCUCAUUCCAGGACUUAAAAACUGUAAAUGGAGUUGUCAAAGAAACAUACCAAGCUGCUUGUCGUGAGAGAGAUUUGAUAGAAAACGAUAACCAAUGGGAAAAAACUUUGAAAGAAGCUUUAACUUUUCAAUGUGCUUCAGCUUCAAAGUUGAGGGAGUUGUUUGUAGUGAUAUUAUUAUUUUGUCACCCAUCUCAACCACACAAAUUGUGGGAAAACUUCAAAAACCAUUUAUGUGACGACAUAAGAAUACGACAGCAAAAUCAGGACUCUACUUUACGCUAUAAUUAUGACGUCUACAAUGAAGGUCUAAUACUAAUAGAAAAUAAACUCUUAGAACAUAAUGAGAAAACCUUAAGUGAUUUUGGUUUACCUUCUCCAACUCGGACACAUAACAAUGCAUCGGAUGUAAUAUUAUCACGUUCGUACGACAACAAUGCGUUGUCACUUUUUGUUAAUGAGAAUUUAGCGAAAUUAGUUAGAGAUCAAAGACAAGCUUUUGAUGUAAUUAUUGACAGUGCGCUCAACAACAGGGGUAAAAUAUUUUUUCUGGACGCCCCAGGAGGCACUGGAAAAACGUUCCUCGCAAAUUUGAUAUUGGCAAAACACAUUCCACCUUUAAGUUACCACUAA